CACUUUUCAUCACAUAUAUUUUGUAUGUUUGUUUUGGUUUGAAUUCAUACACAAUGCGAAAUAGAAAAUAGUAUGGGCGUCUCCGCUCGUGUUUUUUGAAGACUUUUAUUCUUCAGUGAAUUUAGCGAAUUGUCAAAUAAUAACUUUGCAAAUAUUAUUGAUAAGUGAAUCAAUGCGAUAAGAAUUACAGACACAACAUAACCAACAAAUAAAAGUGAUAUUGUAAUUAAUACAGUUUACACAGUCUUGUUUAUUCAUACUUUUCGAAUAUUUUUUUGGACAAAAAUGAGACAAAAACUAACAUUAGCUUAUAAACUAAAGUCAACCGCUAUCGUGACAACUGUUGGUGUUGGUGCAUUUUUUGGCAUCGGUGUUUAUCGUAACGAAGACAAAUUUUACGACAAAUUCUUGAUGCCAAUUGUACAACUUUGUCCACCCGAAUACUGUCAUCGUCUUGCUGUGCUCGGUUUUAAGUAUAAAUUAUUUCCACGACAACAUCAACCGGACUCGGAGAAUUUGAAAACCAAAUUGUUGGAUUUUUCAUUGUCAAAUCCCCUGGGAAUUGCGGCUGGUUUCGACAAACAUGGUGAAGCUGUCGAUGGUUUGAGUCAAAGUGGUUUUGGAUUCGUGGAAAUUGGUUCUGUUACGCCUGAACCGCAACCUGGUAACGACAAGCCACGUGUAUUUCGAUUAAUUGAGGAUAAAGCGAUUAUAAAUCGAUAUGGCUUCAAUAGUGACGGUCAUGAUGCUGUUCUAGAGCGUCUAUUAAAACUGAAGAAGUCGAAUGCAGAAAUCGUACUCGGUGUAAAUUUGGGUAAAAAUAAAACAACCGAAAUAGCGCAUGAUGAUUAUGUCAAAGGAAUUGAUAAGUUUGCUUCAGUUGCUGAUUAUUUUGUUGUAAAUAUCAGUAGUCCGAAUACGGCUGGAUUAAGGAACUUGCAACAAGCAGAAAAUCUACAAUUGUUGUUGAGAAAAGUCAUAGAAGCUAGAAAUAAGUUGGACCAAGCGAAACGACCACCAAUUUUAUUGAAAGUUGCACCAGAUCUGACCGAUAGUGAUGUCCAAGACAUUGUUUCGGUUAUUUCAAAGAAAGAAUGUCGCGUAGAUGGAUUAUUGAUUUCAAACACAACCAUUGAGAGAAGCGAAUCAUUAAAAAGCAAAGAUAAAUCCGAAACGGGCGGUUUGAGUGGUGCACCGUUGGGCUCACGUUCUACAAAAAUGAUUGCAAAAAUUUACACAGCGACAAAGGGACAAGUGCCAAUAAUUGGCAUUGGUGGUAUUUUCAACGGACAAGAUGCAUUCGAUAAAAUUGUUGCCGGAGCAAGUGCAGUUCAAAUUUAUACAUCGCUUAUUUAUCAUGGACCACCUGUCAUUCAAAAAAUAAAAAAAGAGCUGUCGAAUUUACUUGCAGCAAACGGCUAUGAAAGUGUCGAAAUGGCCCGUGGAAAGCAAGCCAAAAUUAUUGCAAAAGAAACAAAGUAAAUUUUAUUAAAGUGGGUGAUAUUUUAUAAAAAAAAUAAUUC
Molecule: messenger RNA, 1523 nt
Organism: Contarinia nasturtii (swede midge)
Lineage: Eukaryota; Metazoa; Arthropoda; Insecta; Diptera; Cecidomyiidae
Gene: Dhod
Product: dihydroorotate dehydrogenase (quinone), mitochondrial
Exons: 4
Coding region: 286-1482 (398 amino acids)
Biological process (GO): 'de novo' pyrimidine nucleobase biosynthetic process; pyrimidine ribonucleotide biosynthetic process
Cellular component (GO): cytoplasm; mitochondrial inner membrane
Molecular function (GO): dihydroorotate dehydrogenase activity
Source: RefSeq, a predicted model, not a curated record